AUGGCUGCACAAUUGGGACUUCUUAAUCCGUUGGCAGGCAAUGGUGCGCAGUUAGCAACUGCUCAACAGACCCAACAGUUAAUGGCAGCAAGUAGUCAAGCAGCAGCCGUGGCAGGUAUUCCAGGCUAUCCCGGCACUUUCACGCCUAAUGGAGUUGCAAACUCGUUGGGUACUUCCAAUGUACUUGGGCAACUCGGACUUAUCCAAGCUCAAGCUGCACAGGCUCAAUUAAUUGCUGCUGCUUCAAUGGCACAUCAACAGUUAAUCAAUCCAGCAGCAGCUAUGGUAGCCGCAGCUUUAGGGCCUGGAGUUUUUAUGCCCUCCCUUCAACAAGAUCUCUUCGGCAUCAUUCCUAAUUCACAACAAGGAUCAUCAACUGGCAUAGGAUUAUUGGGUGCUGUAGGAGGUAGUUCAGCAAUACAAGCAGCAAGAAGUGGUGCAACCACUGGAUCCUUGCAUUUAUUGAGGCAAUCUAAACAGCUUUCAGCAACAGCAACAUCAUCUUCCUCUGGGACAGGACAGUGCGGCUCCAUAUCAGAAGGGGCAAACGUUGCGGGUUUAAUACCUGGCAGUUACCCAUCUCAGCAGCCAGCAGCAUUUCUACAACAACCGAAUACUUGUGGGCAACAAAUGCUGUUUGGAAUUGAUCAACCAUUAAACUCGGGUCUCUAUGGGCAAAUGCUGCAGCAAGCCUUGAUUGCUCAACAACAAGCACUAACUGCAGCAGGCCUGACCACUAAUCAGCAUCAUUCAAAGGAAGAAUAUUCAAUGGGCCCAGAUGGAUGCAAUCUGUUUAUAUAUCAUCUACCUCAAGAGUUCACAGACAAUGAACUGAUCCAGAUGUUUGCCCCAUUCGGGCAGUUACUUUCAGCCAAGGUCUUUGUCGAUCGAGCCACUAAUCAAAGCAAAUGUUUUGGUUAG
Meloidogyne enterolobii is the source of this 921-nucleotide messenger RNA. The record is from the annotation of a GenBank genome assembly. Lineage: Eukaryota; Metazoa; Nematoda; Chromadorea; Rhabditida; Meloidogynidae.